AUCAAAAUUCAAACUUUGGACUGCAUUAAUUUAUGCACAGCGCUUACUAAUUUAGGACAAAAAUAAGUCGUUACUGAAUAAAGCAAUUAUCACUAUAGAGGAAUAUAAAAUAUAAUCAAAAACAUAUAUUUUUGGAAUGAGCUGAAAAACACCAUCUUAUAAAACAGUCAUAGGAUGAAGGGAGAAAUUGUAUUUGGAGUUCUUUGGGUGUUGAUUUCAAUUGCCAUUGUGAAUGGUCAGAACCCUCAGAUUACUCAGGAGAUUUUACCGGAAGUCAAACGUCUUGGACAAACUGCCUAUUUGAACUGUACAGUCACUAGGCAACAGUUAAAUAAAGUAUACUGGUCCCAUCUUAACACGCAGACAACCAUCUCUAGUGAUGAUCAGAUCAUAGUCGACCAUAACGAGAUUGUUGAUGGAUACAGGAAAUAUCGAUGUAUAAAAGUAGUCCAUCCUGAUCAGCGUACAACAGUGUAUAUGUUAAUCAUUACUAGGCUUCAGCAGAGGGAUAUGGGCAUUUACCGCUGCCGUAUAUUUGUUAGAGGAGCUGAGAGACAUCCAACAAAGGAUGGGGAGCUACAGGUGUUGGUACCACCAGUUCUUGUGUACUCUCAGACUUCAACAACAGCGACAGUAAUGGAGGGUGGAGCACUUAACCUAACAUGUAACGCCACAGGCUUCCCUUACCCUAAUAUCACUUGGGUGAGAGGGAAUGGUGCGUCCCUCUCCAUUGGGAAAUUUUCAUUUAGAGGCACUUUGUUAGCGCUGCACAACAUCCAGAAGAGAGACAGAGGGGUUUAUCGUUGCGUUUGUGACAACAAUGUGCAGCCUCCAGCUACCCAUGAUGCAACAUUGCUUGUGUUUUUCCGCCCAGAAGCCAGGGAAGUGCAAGAUUCUUAUGGCCAGGCUCAGAAUCGGCAAUUUGAUCUGACGAUUGAAUGUCGAAUCUCUGGCUACCCAGAUCCCAACUUGGCAUGGUACUACAUUGAAGGGGACACAAAAAGAGAGAUCACCAAUGAUGAUAAGCACGACAUUCAGAUUAUGACAAGCCACGGUUCAGGUUUAGACAUCAAUGAGCUAUGGUACACGUUGACUAUCAUAAACAUUCAGGCAAAUGAUUAUGGACGUUAUGAGUGUGAAGGGCGUAAUGUGUUAGGUACUGACAGUGCCUUCAUUCAGAUCUAUGAAACAUCGGAAUGCCAGGGAGCAAACUGUCCUUCAGAAGGUGCAUCCAACCUUGGAGGGGGUGCUGCUCAAAACAACAUUGCCAUAGCAACAAUUGUUAUGCUAGAGUCCAACUGGAAAACCAUUAAAGAUGAAGGUCUGGCUAACAUGGAUGAAAAGAAAGGAAGUUUUUUACCUGAGGAAGAGAAUCUCUUAGAUACUGGAGAUUGGAAACAGUUCACACUCUUCCAACAAGGCAGGAAGAAUGAGAAGAAUUGUAAAAGAGCUCCAAAGACUUGUGCACUCAUAGAUAAAGUUGCAGAUGCCAAAGGUUGUAAACGUGGUCAGGUGAAGUUCUCCAUUAUGUCCCCUGGUGUCCAUGUAUGGCCCCACUGUGGCCCUACUAACUGUAGAAUUAGGGCCCAUCUUGGUCUAGUUAUUCCACCAGGACCUAAAAUCAGAGUCGCUGAUGAUACAAGGGAAUGGAUUGAGGGGAAAUUUAUUAUGUUUGAUGAUUCAUUUGAACAUGAAGUUUGGCAUGAAGGGUCUUCAUACAGACUUGUAUUAAUAGUAGACUUCUGGCAUCCUGAACUCACUGAAGAUCAGAAAUAUGAGAUCACACCAAUCUAA
Owenia fusiformis is the source of this 1794-nucleotide messenger RNA. The record is from the annotation of a GenBank genome assembly. Lineage: Eukaryota; Metazoa; Annelida; Polychaeta; Sabellida; Oweniidae.